This is a messenger RNA of Cynoglossus semilaevis (tongue sole), 2200 nucleotides long. It is a transcript of the gene ndc80, whose product is annotated as NDC80 kinetochore complex component. Bases 140 to 2053 code for a protein of 637 amino acids. The transcript is spliced from 17 exons. Gene Ontology annotation, cellular component: Ndc80 complex. The record is from RefSeq and is a predicted model, not a curated record. Gene Ontology annotation, biological process: attachment of mitotic spindle microtubules to kinetochore. Lineage: Eukaryota; Metazoa; Chordata; Actinopteri; Pleuronectiformes; Cynoglossidae.
ACAUGGCUAGUCGUACUUCGUGACGUCACUACCGGUCAGCAUUUUGUAUUUAGGCGGCUUCUCAGUUUGUAUUUGUAGCAUUUUUAUGCUACACAUUUUUAUCAUUACUUAAUCGUUUUGGGGGUUCUACGGACGAAAUAUGGAGCGUGGAAGGAUGAGUCGAGUCCUUGGCCGACAGUCGGAGCUGCCUUUACGUGUGCAAGACAACAGAAUGAGCAUGGUCUACCAAACUCCUCAGAGUAAACCCUUUGAAAAGCUCAAUGUCCCGAAACCACAGUCAGUCACGUCUGAAAAACGAACCAGCUUCUUUGGUCCCAGGACUAGUGGAGUGGGCAUGCCCCGCAACAGCAUGAUGUCAGGUUUUGGAGGAUCUGAAAAGAUCAAGGAUGCAAGGCCUUUGCACGAUAAAUCUUAUGUUCAGCAGUGUAUCAGGCAGCUGCAUGAGUUCUUGAUUGAACACAAUUUCCCAGGUACUUUGUCAGCCAAGACCCUCCAGUCGCCCUCCACCAAGGAGUUUGUGAAGAUAUUUGAAUUCAUCUACCGUCUGCUAGACCCAGCCUUUGAAAUGCCCAACUCAAAAGUUGAGGAGGAAGUCCCAGCAUUGCUCAAGUCCCUGAGGUAUCCCUUCGUCUUCUCCAAGAGUUCCAUGUAUUCAGUUGGAGCUCCACAUACGUGGCCUCAGGCUCUGGCUGCUCUCAUGUGGCUAAUUGACAAUGUCAAGAUCUGCUGUGGUUUAAGUAAACAGGACCUACUCUUCAGUGACUUUGGUGAGGACAGUGACAGCAUUGAGGAAGGGGCCGAGUAUAACAAGCUCUUUGCAGAUUACACAGCAGAGACAUACUCCAAGUUCAUGCAGGGCAUUGAUUCGUAUGACGAUGAGGAUGAAGCAUUCCUAGCUAAACUAAAGAAGCUUUACAACGUUGAUGAAGUUCUGCUGGCGUCACUGGCUGAGAAGCAUGAAUUUCUCAGUAAUGAGAUUGAACGUCUGGAGAAGGAAAACCAGACGGACCGUUUAAUGACUAAAAGGAUGGACAAAGUAAAGCUCCAGGCCGACUUGAAGAAAAUCCAGAGUUAUCGCGCCGGCCUGGAGUCAUUUGAAGUUAACCUCCGAAACAAAGCUGCUGAACUGAAUGAAGAGCUGGAGAGCACAGUUAGUCAACUUGAGUCCCUGAAACAUGAGCGAGAGGAACUGCAGCGUCUGCUGAAGAAUCAGAAGUUUACACCUGCUGAUGUAGAGAGGAUCAACAGAGAGAAGAAUGAACUCCAGCAGACUAUCGACAGCCUCACCAAAUCUUUGGAGGAAGCUGAACAGCAUAAGUGGAACGAAGAAAUUGCUCUGGCCAAAGUGAAAGAGAAGGCGGACUUUAAGGUGGCAGAGUACCACAAGCUGGCACGCAAACUGAAGCUGAUACCAGUCAGUGCAGAAAAUUCCUGUGGUCAUGAUUUGACCAUCAAACAAUCUGGAGUUGGCAGCGUGGUUCAACAUAAGGCUCAGAUACAGAUCCUGCUGAGAAAACUCGUAAGUGACGUGGAAGAAGAAAACAGUCGAUUAACAAACACCAACCUCAGCCUGGAGGAAUCCUGUGAAGAGUUGAACUCAAACAUAUGUGACAAGUCCAACGAUCUCAAGCAGUUAAGGGAACAGAUUCGUAAACUGGAAGAACAGCUGGAUUCAGAUAUGCAGGAACUGUCCCGUGAGGAACAAGAGUGGGCAUCAGAAAUCGAGUCUGUGGAAGACCACUGUAAACUGCUGAAGCAGAAAGUCAACUAUGGUUAUGAUCAGGCCGUGCAGCAGCAGAAAGCAGCACAACAGCAAUACCAUCUUGUUCUACAGGAGACCAGUGAGGAGAGGAGAAUAGUAGCCAACAACUUGGCAUCUAUAUUUACUACCACUGCAAACCACUUAUCAGUCACAGAGAAAUGCCUGGAGGAUCUCCAAGGUAAGGUGCAGCGCGUCUGCGCCAAAACUGUUGAAGAGAGCACAGCCUCUGUGCAGAAGAUGCAGGAAACUUUGGCCAGUUUCAAGUCCAAGGCCAAUGACUUUCUAAGCUAAGACAAAGGUUCCUGUAUUGCACUUGUUUAAAGUAUAAUUUGUUUGUCAAUAAAUAAGAAGAAAAGUUCUGCACCACUGUUUAUGGUCUUUUGAUAAUCCAUGUACAUACAUAGUUCUUUCCCUCUGGUGUGGAAAAAAUAAUUGAAA